CGGGAUUGAAAAAAACCGGUUGAUUUGUUGAUAUUUUAUACGCAAGUCCCAAUUUUUAGGGAAAGUUCUGAAAAUGAUAAAAAUAUCGGCAUUGAACGAGGAGUCCAGCGAAGAGAGUGAAGAGGAAGACGUGCCGAGUAUCACGAAAGAAGCUCAAGAACAAAUAGCUCUUACAGAAUAUAACAAGGCUUUAGUGUUGUUAAAAGAAAAUAAACAAGAAGAUGCACUAAGUAUUUUUAAAGAUCUUUUAGAAACUGAACUGUUGGAUGCGGUUGAAAAACCUGAGAUACCAGAUGGUAGAUCUAGACCAAUGUUGUCAUUGAAAUAUUCUUGUUUCAAAAAUAUUGGCGCUAUACAGGCCACACUGGAAAACUAUGAUGAGGCCAUAGAAAAUUACUGGGAAGCAGCUAAUUUAGAUAAUACAGAUGUAACACUGUGGUACAGAAUAGGCACUUUAGCUAUGAAAACCUCAAAUUUAGAAUUAGCCUGCUCAUCAUUUAAGCAAGGUUUAAAAUGUAAUGCAAAUCACUGGCCAUGUUUAGAUAAUAUGAUAACUGCUUUAUACGCAGUUCCUGACUAUAUGAAUUGUCUUUUGUACAUUUCUAUGGCGUUAGAGCGUGAUCCCAAUUAUGUAAAAGGUUUAGCUUUUCGUGAAAAGAUAUUUAAGGACAUUCCAUGCCUUGAAGAAUGCUAUAAAUUGUACAAUAACAACUGGCAGCUAGAUCCUCCCUUAUGUACUCAGUAUGAUCAUUUAGUAGGAGAUAAAUUAAUAGUAGAAGCAAAGGAUAUUGCUAAAAAAUGGGCAGAAACGUGCAGGGUAGAGUUCUGUCCAAAACCAUUGUCAGAUCUAACGCUGAGAAGGACCAUAAAAAAUUACACUUGGUUAGAUUUAGGAGAAUGUUUAUUGGAUAUGCACAGAUAUAUCACAGAAAAUAAUUUAAGUUUUGUUAGUAGAAUUAAUUUAAUUGUUCAUCAUUCUGAGGAAACACUUAAAACACAUAUUGAGGGAGAUACUGAGGGAAAUAAUGAUGUUAAUACCGAUCAAGAAAUAUUGCAAAGUGUCAUAACAAAGAAUGAAAAUGAAAUUGGAAAGUCAAUGGAAAUAGAUGAUGCGACUUCUCCAUUUGAAACAUCCGAUGACAAUCCAUGUGGUGAAUCUGCAAUGGAAAUCGAAAUAGAAGAUGAUAAAAAGUCAUGUUUCAGUGAUGUACAAAUAAUAGAAGAUGAAGACCCUUUGAGAAUAUCAGAUACAGAUGCACAGUUUGAAGAACAAAGUCAGGCCAAAAAUGAUUCAGAUGAGCCAAAUAACUUUGAAGUAGAUGAAAAUGGAGAUAAAUUACAAUUGGAAAAAAUAAUAGACGAUGGUGUAAAUGAAGCACAAAAUGAUAAUAUUAGUGAUAAAGAGAGUAACAAAUCCAAUGAUGAUAAAAGUUUAAAAAAAGAAGACAAGACACAAUGUAAAGCUGAAGAAAAAUUAACUGAAAAGAGUGAAGGAAAAGAAGAAGUACAAAAAGUGAAGAAAAGGAGAAGAAGUGCUCUGUGCUUUCUGCAACAAUGGGCUUGGAGUUGUAAUAGUAUGAGACGUUCAGCAAGAGUAAGAAGUUCAAAUAGAAGAGAAGCUGAAAGAGAUGAUGUUCAAUUAGAAGAGACUCUUAGAAGAAUAUUUCCUAGUACAUUAUUACCAGAUACAGUAAAAUUAACCAAAGAUGAUCCUUCUAAAAAUAUGGAUGAUUCUAUGGAUACAAUGGACUUAUAUCAAUUGUUUGCUAAUCAAGAAAACAAUAGCAAUACUAUGGAAACAGUUAAAAGUUCUGAAAGUUCAAAAUCACCAAGUCCUGAAACAAAUCAAAAACAAAAUUAUUUCGGUACAGAAUCUGAGGUAGUUGAUGUAAAUAUGUUUAUUAAUGAAUACAGUGGUAAAAGUAAUUUAAUGAUAAUUAUAGCAAAAUAUACAGAAUUUUUAUGCACAAAAUGGAACCAAGAAUGGUCUAAAGGAAUAUUAGAAAUAUAUUUGCAAGCAUAUACAUUCAUGAGGGAGCAUAUUCCACAUCCAUCGCCAUUUGAAGAAGAUACAAGUGAUGAUAUAUUAAAAUUAGAUACUGAAAUGACUUUAUUAUUUGGUGAACUUCAUACAGAUAAAUGGUUAAGCAAUAAACCAGAUAUACUACCUUUUUCAACAUUAGAUAAACUUGGGACAGGAUUGCCAUCUGAAGAAUUAGGGCAUAUAAUUUUUACAAGCGUUAGAAGGGAUAUUUUAAAUGAAGAAAAUAUUUACAUAUUAUUAAGAGUUUUGUGGCUCAAAGCUAAUAUCUUUUUGUGCCAAGGAGACACAGAUAUCGUUAUUGAGACUUUAGAAUUGUUACUAAGUCACAUGCAAGAAUUUGAGAAACAAAACAAAGUCGUUUAUUUGAAACUGCCUAACUGUAAAUAUAAUUCUAAAAUCAGUAUUAAAAUAGUAGAGAAGAAACUUAAAUCUAUUCAAAGAGGACAAAAAUUAGGAGAAAUACAAAAUCUGUAUGACGAGAAAAAAUACGCUGAGUUAGCCUACAUAUUACAAGAUACGUUUAAGUUCGCAAAACAAGGAAAUAAAUUUUUAUCCGUAAAUGAUAAUAUCGUUGAUAGAGUACAACAAUUAUCCAUGUUAUUAGAUAGUUUAUGGCAACUACAACAAUACGAAGAAUGUUAUGUAUGGGCAGAAGCUUGCCUUAACGAAGCAUGGCAAAAUUAUUUAAACGCUACUGAUGAUAUAGAACAAAAGAAAUGGACGAGCUCUAUUUUAAUGGCACUUGAAAAACUAGAAGCCUGUACGAUUGAAGUGAGCACUUUUGUCGUAAAAUAUUUACCGGAAACACGUCUUUCAAGAUUAGUACAAAAUUUGGUUCAUAUUGUUUGCAAUCAACUAGAUGUAUCGGAAACUACGGUAGAGAUGCCACUUGAGACUGUCUUACCUUGGAUCAUACUGCAUUACGUUUUACAAUAUAAAGAGGAUAAAGAGAGAGCAAAGGCUGAAUCGUCGUACAAAAAUAAGCAUAGUUCUAAUUAUUCUGAAUCAGACGAUGAGGACGAAGGUGUUCCAGCAUCAAUCAUGAUUUUAUUUAUUGCCCAUGAUUUUAUGGGAAGACACUCAUGGUGUUGCUACAACGAAGCAAAGCUCUUGUUUUUUACUUUAAAUUUAGUUAUCCCAAAGUUGGAAACACCUCAGUUUUCCAGCAUAAAGAGUAAAGUUACGAAGUAUUUGGAGCAAAUAUUUUAUUGUCUAUAUGGUCAUUAUAAUAAAGUAAACAAAUGUCGGCCGAAGCAUAUAGAAGAACACGGAGUACCUCAAAUGAAAGUGACUUGGGAGGGAGCACAAUUAUUGUUUAAUUUCUAUAAACCCAAGCAAAUACCAGAAUUUCAUUCACCUAAAUCUUUAACAAUUAGUGCGGACACAGAAGAUCUGUUUAAACGUAUAAUAAAGUUGAUCCCUCCAGAAAGUGAUCCAAAUCAAGUGAUCGAUGAAAUGAUGGCUUAUAUAAUGGGUGAACGACAGACAAUGCCGACCGUCAAGAAGCUUCUGCCGCAUUCCAUGUCCACUAUUUAUUAUUUGUUGGCAGAUUUUUAUUUCAAAAAUUGUAAAUGGAAUACAGCUAUUCGAUAUUAUUUAUUGGAUUUAUGUUUCCAUCCAACAAGAUUGAGUUCUUGGACUGGAUUAGCAAUGUCGUCAGGCACUGUAAUAGAUACAUGGUUAAAUAAGUAUAAACCAAUUAACGAAGACAGGCUUUUAGCGAAAGCGAAAUUAACUCAAUCCAGUUAUCGACACGCUGUGGAGUUGGAUUCCUGUAAUCAUAUUAUUUGGACUGAAUACGGAACCUUCGCCUAUGUUGUACAUUCAUUUUGUUCACGAUUGCUGAAACAAGAGACAGAUACGUUAAGCAUGGAACGAUUUGAAGUCUUAGAAACUAGAAAAGAAGAAAUGUUAGAAAUCGCGUAUCAGUGUUUUCAAUCAUGUGCUCGUUUAUUUAUUGGCACCAAAGAUGGAACAAUACCGCAUGACGAAAGAUGGCUAUAUCAAUAUAUGCUCGGCAAAGUAGCCGAGAAGAAAAAUCAAGAUCCUCCUGUAUAUUUAGAACAUUAUUCGAAGGCUAGUGAAUUACUGUAUAACAAUAAUGCACAAUAUCCACGUAGAAUAAGUCACAAAUGUCCACAACCUCUUUCAGUUGAGGCAUUAGAAGUACAUUAUCGAAUUCAUGCAAGUAUAUUAAAAUAUCUUGAACAGCAUGAAGGGAAACCUUUGAAGAAAUCUUUAGGACAGUUGCUUCAAUUUCACCUUGAAAAAUGUGCCAAGGGAUCUUUUGUAAAGUAUACUUCGAAAUUAAACGAAAAGAUUAAGGAGGAAAAUCAUUCUACAAAUAAUAAAAAUGGAGGUGAAGUGGAAUUUACAACCGAAGUAGACAGAAAUGUUGUUAUGAUUGGUCGGCGUUCAAACAGCAUUGAAGAAAUUGAAAUCGUAGACAGAACAAAUAAAGGAUUUGAAACGAACCAACGUACGGAACAAGGAAAGACCGAAACACGCAAAAGAUCUCUCAUAGAAUUACCACAAGAUAAUGUGAAGAAAAUAAAAUUAGGUAAUAUAUCUCAUUUACAAUUAAUGCAAGAUGUUGUAGCUUUAAUAGAUGAUGUAAUUACGAAAGUUUGUGACAUGGUUUCGCAAAAAGAGAAGAAUGAUGAUAUUAUGAUAUUAUCGAGCGAUGAAAGCAAUGAGUCAAAGUCACAAAGGAAAAAAAUAAAAAAAACUAUUGAAAAAACGAAAGUACAUGAAAAGUCAGAAGACAAUAAAAAAGAUUCGUUAACAUCUUUAAAAAUUGGCAGUGCGUUCGAAAAUGAAGAGAAAGCAGAAGACGUUCAAGAUUUAAUGGAUGCUUUGAUGAAACAAGCGAUGGAAAUUAGCCAGGAAACGCGACAAUCUUCACCUGAAGAUGAAGAUACAAGAAAAUUUGAAGGAAAGUGGCUGCAAAACGAAGAUUUACAAUUGAGUAAUAAAGAAAUGAAAGAUAAACAUCCGGAUAAAAAGAAACUUGCAAGUUCCUCAAAGGAAGAGGUAACUCUAAGUAGGAGAGGUUCACAAGAAAGUACAACAACCACGCAAACAACCACGACAACGACCGAAACGAAUAAUUCUAGCUCCAGUAGUAGCGAUGAGUCAAGCAGCAGUGAUGAUAGUUCUGAUAGUGAUAGUUCAAGUGACACUGAUAGCGAUUCUGGUGAAAGUGAAAGCGAAAAAAAAAAAGAAGACUUGGAUUUCGUGCAAAAAGAAGAAAACAUGACUGAGGAAGAAGUUGCAACUUUAAUAGCAUACUGUUUAGCUGGUCUAGAACAAUGUAUUUUAAGAUUUCCAGAACAUUAUAAAUCAUUUUAUAGAUUAUCGCAUUUCUUCUUCAACAAUAAGACUGCUAAGGACAUAAUAAAAUGCAGGAAUCUUUUGUUGGAUAGCUAUAAUUGUCAAUUUUAUAGGGGUGAAAAUUUUCAAGGUCUAUUUGCUGAUAGGAAAAGUACUAAUUUUUUCAAUGGCGUAUGGCAUAUACCAAAUAGAGAAGUUGAUAGACCAGGAAGUUUCGCAUUUCACAUGUCCCGUUGCGUAACACUAUUAAUGCAAGUACUUAAAGAAACAAACGAUGGCCGAAUGUUGAUGCAAUUGAGUGUGCAACUUGGAAAAAUUCCAGACUCAGACAAGAAAUAUUUACGGGAUUCAGAAAGGGAGCAGUUGUUUCGCCAAGCAUUGACUCUUUGUUUACAAUCUCUUAGAACUAAAGUGCAAUUAAUGGGAACAAGUACUUCUGAUGUUGCAUCCAGCGCAAAUGCAGAUGAAAGAACUCAAGUACUUCUUGACACGUAUUGGGUUUAUCAAAGAGCUUUGAAAAGCUUUCAGACUAAAGAACAAACUAUACAAACGCUUGCUUCCUUGCUAGUCGAUACAUAUAAAACAUAUAUCGGUAAUAAAAAUUUGGAAGGAAACGUUUUGGAAAUUGCUACAAAGUAUUGCAAUGAUUAUAAUUACAAUCGGAAAGUAUUAAGCAAGUUCUUCUCCAGUUUUGACAAGCCCUCCACCGAGAGUCAGACAUCUCAGCCUCAAGCUACGUCUCCAACUCCUGUGAUCACAUCCCAACCGCAAGUUACUUCCACGUCACCGCAAUCAUCUCAAAGCCGGAAAACGUACAGAAGUCUAACAUCCACUGGCCGACCAAGAGGACGUCCACCCAAUGUGAAUAAAUAUCUACAAGCCAUACAGCAAAGCAGUAACGCAAUGAAUCAAUUCAACGCGAAAGCUACUUUUGCAAAUUACAUGAGUGCAUCAGGAAAUCGUUCCUUGAUGAAUCCCUAUUUUAUGCAUCCAUUGGUUGAUCCAAAUAUAUUAUCCGCUUUAUUAACAAGCAGUUUAGGAAACAGUAUAAUGGAUCCUUUAACAGCAAUGAAUUACUUAAAUCAAAUGGGUAAUUAUCAAGAUAUUUUGAGGCAAUACCAAAACAAUUUUUCUUCUUUGUCAAAUCUGACCAGCGGAUUAGCUAACACUAUUGCUAUAGCACCUAAUAUUAACAGUGUACCAACAAUGAGCACUUCUAGCUCUAGUAUGAAUGUUGCUCCCACAAUGAGCAAUUUGGGCAAUUUGAACAAUUUGACAGUGCAACAGCUGCUAAAUUUAAGUAAUUCUACAGCAACAACUGCACGUUCUACGCCUAUGUAUCAACAAGCAGCCACGACGAAGACUACCACUACUACAUCAAUAACUAAAGACAGACCUAGUAUAUCAAUAACCCCAGUAAAUACAGCAUCGUCUAAAAGUAAGCCAUCGAAACAAAGUCCACAGAGUGAGUCUCUGCCAGUUCAACUUCCAAAAUCUCUGCAGAUAUCACAGCCAUCGAAGCCUAUCUUACAACCACCAACUACGCAAGUGUCUCUGUUGAAGCCAUCAAUUAUUCAAACACACGUUAAAACUAGUCCCCCAAAACAAAUAAGCGCUCCUCAAAUUCGAGUGUCAAAGUCUUUGACCGAGCCUCAACCAGCGCACAAUCCUUCCUUGUCGCACUCUCCUUUAAAAAGUAAUACUACAACAAACCCAUCGGUGGUUCCGCAAGCUGCACACGCAGCGAUAAGUUCGUCAAUCAUGAAGCAAACGUUAUCCAUGAAUGUACCAACUUCUCAUUCAGGGACUUCAUUACAACAUAAAUUGUUGUCAAAGAAGAAUUCACAAAGAUCAUAUUCGCAGACAAGUAUGCAAAAUGUAGUUAGAAAAAUAAAACCAACUAAAACAAUGUCCGCAUUGCCCGGAAAUUUGUCAAAUAUAUUGAAUGCGAUACCUGGAAAUUCGACGAUGACGCAAUCACCUUAUAUACCACCAGAACUAAGUGGAAUCUCUGUAAGCCCAGUGAAUUCUCAACCUAGCUUGAAAGGUCCAAGUACAAAGUACUCGCAUUAUAAGAAGUCAUCGAAAACGAAACCGGCAUCGAUGGAUAUCUCUAGUUCCUUGCCAAGUUCAUAUUCUCAAGGAAAUUCAGUAGAAGCAUUCUCAAUGCUUUCUCAAUUAAAGCAACAUUCACAUUUAGAAAUUAUACCUCAACAAAAAUCUCAACAAAUGAAAUCCGCCAUGGAAUACACGAAAAACUUGUCUUCGGGUGUGAGUGUACUUCCACAAAAAGUGUCGGAAUCUUUGAGAUCGUCAGAGUGCAAAAAUAUGUACGAUUUACCCAGAGGAAAGUCGGGUAGUGUUUCUAACAAGAAAGGGGAAAAGUCCACCAACGAUAGUGUCGAGAUUAUAACACUGGACGAUUGA
Heterotrigona itama is the source of this 7804-nucleotide messenger RNA. The record is from the annotation of a GenBank genome assembly. Lineage: Eukaryota; Metazoa; Arthropoda; Insecta; Hymenoptera; Apidae.